GUGAGUGAUUGACUGGGAGCGGCGGGGAGUAAUGGCCGCUGCCUGUGGUCGGUUAGGGCGGUGUUGCUCGGUGAGGCUCGCGUUGCAGUCAGUCCGAGCGUGUCCGGUCGUGGCUCGUGGAUAUGCCAAGAAGGCGGCUGUCAAGGGGAAAGGAAAGAUGGGAGUUAAAGAAGUUCUACAAGGUCCAGAGGUUUGUAAGGAUCCUGAAAUUUUGACCACGCAUGCUGUGGGAGUCAAUAUUUAUAAACAAGGCAAAGAUCCAGAACUACGGCCAGACGCAGAAUACCCUGAGUGGUUGUUUAGGUUGCACCUUGGUCCACCAAAGAGUUUGGAUGAACUAGACCCGGAAUCUUGGGAAUACUGGAAACUGAUUAGAAAACAGCACAUGUGGCAACACAACAAAGUUCACAAAGGAAAGAAACUCUAGAAAAAUCUUAAGGAUAUUGGACUCGGAGAUCCAUUUCCCAACAAUGAGGAUUGCAGUCUGAAGGAGAGAAUUCAAUUCACAGACAUCCUGUGCUACUUACACUGAAGAAAGUGAGGACUGCAGAUGCUGGAGUUCAGAGCUUAAAAAUGUUUUGCUGGUAAAGCACAGCAGGUCAGGCAGCAUCAGAGGAACAGGAGAAUCGACGUUUCGGGUGGGCUUAUGCCAGAAACGUCGAUUCUCCUGUUCCUUUGAUGCUGCCUGACCUGCUGCACUUUUCCAGCAACACAUUUUUAAGCUACUUGCACUGAAACCAACAAUCAAACACACAGGAGUGUAUUCUGAUGGAAUUGUGUCUGUGUUCCUUGAACAUGGGUAACGUGAUUCAGACAGUGACACUUGGGAAAAAUGUGCUUCACAUUUUCAUUUACUGAUGAAUGAUGAAGAAUAAAAAUAGCAAUUUACAAAAGUA
This is a messenger RNA of Hemiscyllium ocellatum (epaulette shark), 896 nucleotides long. It is a transcript of the gene mrpl54, whose product is annotated as mitochondrial ribosomal protein L54. NCBI's taxonomy places the organism in Eukaryota, Metazoa, Chordata, Chondrichthyes, Orectolobiformes, Hemiscylliidae. Gene Ontology annotation, molecular function: structural constituent of ribosome. The coding region runs from base 32 to 427 and encodes 131 amino acids. Gene Ontology annotation, cellular component: mitochondrial large ribosomal subunit. The transcript is spliced from 3 exons. The record is from RefSeq and is a predicted model, not a curated record.